GCGUGAUGUCCGCGCUUUUCAAACGUUGUUGUAGCGUGUUUUCGAGAUCGACUGUUGGCCUCAAGUGUAUAAAUAAUGGAUUAUCUUUACCAGUUGCAUCGAAAAACUGCUUUUCACCACUUGGGAUGUCUCCAACCGUUAAUCUAGCUACUUUGGCUCAAAUGGCCAUUUGUGGUCCAUUUCAAAAGAAGCGUCCCCCAAAUAAAGCGAUGAACGCGAAGCCAUUCAUAAAAGGGAUUGUGCUAAAAACUUUUAUACGUAAACCCAAGAAACCAAAUAGUGCGAACAGAAAAUGUGUACGUGUCCGUUUAACUGAUGGUCGUGAAAUCACAGCUCAUAUUCCUGGUGAAGGUCAUAAUUUACAGGAACAUAAUAUUAUUUUAGUUCGUGGUGGUCGCACACAAGACCUUAUCGGAGUGAAACAUAAAGUUGUACGUGGAGUACAUGACUGCGCACCUGUUCGGAAACCAGGUUCAAAAUAAAACUUUGUAGUAAUUUAAUCCAUGGAACUUCAACAGUGUUUGUAAAGAUAAUUCGAAUUUCAUAUUUACGCUCUUAAUUUCUCACUGUCGCGAGGUGCUUUGGCAAGUCGUUCUGUAUUGUAAAAUGUCAUGUUUGUAAUCUUCAAUUUUUGACCCUGGAUAUAUUUUUUAAAAAUCUGAACCUUAGUUUUGCAAUGGUGGAAGACUUGUAGCUCAAAGUAAGGGUAACAGCUACUUAGCAUUCUUCACGCCUUGGUAUUUGUAGAUAAAUACCGUCGAAGCUGUUUAGCCUGUUGAAAACCUAUAUUCAGAUGGCAAAAAUCGGAAGAAUUCAAGAAAUCCUCACCAUUCUUCGAGACAUGUUUAUUCUGUUCGGAAGUGGUCAUUCAAUUUUCAUCACUAUUUAUUUUACUUGUUUUUUAAUUCAACUCAGUACUAAGUGUAGAUAUCUUAUUCUAAUAACGCAAUGCUAUAAUUGUUAAACCUUGAGCAUUUUUUUUGUCUUUCAUUUCUAUUAAUCUUUCGUGGUCUGGGGAAAGCGUAUUGUAUUUAGAUAGUGUAUUUGUAACUAACCUUUUUAGUCCGCAGCAAUUCACAUUAUUCGGUGAUCGGUUAUCAUGGUUCAAUAUGUGGGCCGGUAGAAUACAUGCUUCUCAACUUAGUUAUGUUAAAAUUCUCAAAUCUUCCCAAUAUUUUUUUGAAAAUUUAGAAAGGCUGAACUACUGUUUGACUCUCUAAUGAGUUUAUUGACUAUAACUCAAAUAAUGAUAAGGAUGAGUCUUAUCGAAUGAUCUUGUAGUUACUUCAUUGCAAAGCUACGUUAAACUGCCUGUUUGUAAAGUGAUAAUUAUACUAUGUAUUGAUGCAAAUAAGCUUUACUGUAUGCACGUGAAAUAUGUGUUGUAAUCAGAAAGCAACAUAGUUAUGAAUGUUCCAACUCUGACUUUGAAGCACCUUUCACACGUGGAUGUGAACGUCAUUAGAUGUUAGACUGGUCGUUCGGGAGUGUUCUAGGUAGAACUAAACCACUGGAGAACUAACUAUUGUGUAGGGCAAGUCGAUAGUAUUUAAAAAUUUAGUAGUCUUACAGUGAAACUUUUAUACUGCUACUGAUAUUGCUAUUUCUUAUGACUGCGGAAAAAACUUCCAUUUGGUAUUCGUUACUUCAUAACAGGACGGGUAUGUCUCAAUUAAGGAAAAAAGCAGGACUGUAAAUGAAGAAUUAUUUGUACAUCAAUUACUGGUUCCACCACUGACUUACAACCGACUUUCAUCUGAUCAAACUGACAUCAAAAAUUAAAAGGAAAUUUGCAGCGUUUUUAAGUAUUUGAUCAAUGGUUAAAUUUGACCUCAUUGAACUGGAAGUGAUUGACACUGAUUGACAAAUAACUUAAUGCAUGUAUAUAAUUUGCCAAAUCAACAACUGAUUCGACUAAAAAAAUGUAACUGAGUUUCAUUUUUACUUUUUCCUGCCAGAAAUUACCAAAUAAUAAGAUUGGUUUUGAACAAUAAUCUAUUUAUGAUAGACUUAUUCUAUUUCAUUGUGAUUAUUGACCCAUAUUGCCUUGAUUGGUUUAAAAUUUUCGUAUAAAUAUUCAUGUAUAUUAGAGUAAAGCCUGAUGACGAUCUAAUUGAAAACAAUUGUUCGCUUAUAUGUGUUGUUCUAUUUAUGAGUUAUCUUUUAUUUAUUUAUUUAUUUCGACACAUAUUGAUGCAAAGGGGCACCGAAUACAUAUACACCACACAAGUCACUUGAUUCGUGUGUGGGCUGUGAUACUGCCCGGGUGCCUAAACCGAAGCAGGUGAUUUUCUAAGGGGGUCACACUCGGAGCAUUCGACCAUAAAGUCUGAUCCACAAGGCCGUGGAGCAACGUCAGGAGAUGCAGUCCCAUGAUAGCCGGUGACCAACAAUUGGUACAUACGCCAUUUGUUCCUUCAGUAUAUUGGAGCCCACGUGGAUCAUUUUAUUUGGGAUCAGGGUUUUCCAACUCCCCUAGGUAGACUCAUCGUUUCCGCCAAGCUGGUUAAAGCGCUGGACAUUCGCUUUUCAUCCUCUCAGUUUUGUAACAACACCGGUGCCGCGAGAAAGCAGUGUGUAGGGCUUUCCUGACAUUGGCUGUAUACGCGUGGCCAUGUGAAAGUAUUUCGAGAGGAAAAGCUAACUCUCUCCACCCUCAUCUGUACCAUAGCAUUUAGUGGCAAGAUCUUAUUAGGAAAAUGUCCAAAUACUUGUUAUUUCACUUCUAAAUUACUUAAUUAAUUCCUAUAUAUUUAUAUCGAUGGUCAGAUUUUGCAGCAACCAGCCUAUAAAUGGUUCAUUGUUGCUUACCGAACAUUAUUAUUUAUCAGGUCAUUUGUAAACAUGGGGAUUACUUUUUAUACAGGUUAAAAACUAAAUAAUUGAUGAGGAGCAAUGCCGACUUGGAUUACUAUUUCGAGGAUUAGAUAACUAUCAACAACUAAAUGCAUAAAGAUAAUAUUAAUAAAAUUUGUUUAGCCUCAGUUAUUGUAAUCUCAUCGACUACUUGACCUUGACUGUCAGAACAUGUCUCCAACAAAAAUGAAUUGCAAUUGCAAUAGACCAAAAGUAAAAGUUGUGAUGGGAUUUGUUUCGUACACGUCAGUUACUAGUAUUUUCUUUAUUUGAAAAUGGGGUUUAUUAUGGAAGACAUCCAUUUUGUCUGAAAAUGACCGGUGAUAUUAGCGGUGUAAGCUUUUAUUUGGCUAAACUUAAUUACCCAUAUUUGUUAAAAUGACCUGAUCAGUAUUAUAAAGGUCAGUGGUAAAAUAGAGAAAUAGUGUUAAAAAACUACUAGGUAAUUUGGAUUCAGUGAAGAAUCUUAACCUAUCAUGAGCUUUUGGGGUAGUUAACAAAUAGAGUACACUUUUUAAAAGCAGUGAUUUUAAACAUGCUUUUUAGUAGAAAACUGAACUUACCAACUUGUUUUUUCAUCUGAGUGUAUUUUCAUCCUACUUUAUUGUAUUUCUUAUUAUUCUUUCGUCAGGAUAAACUUUUGAUUGAUAUCCAUUUUUAUAAAAUCUUUGUAAUGAACAUACUGUAACUUCAUCACUUUCCCACACUAUUAUUUAUAUAUUUUGUUCUGCUUACAUGUACACUCGUUUUUACUGCUUGAUUUUUUAAUUGUAACUAAUUGUCAACAAUAAAUGUCUG
This is a messenger RNA of Schistosoma guineensis, 3654 nucleotides long. Lineage: Eukaryota; Metazoa; Platyhelminthes; Trematoda; Strigeidida; Schistosomatidae. The record is from the annotation of a GenBank genome assembly.